GCUACUGCCCGUUUUUUUAAUAUUCCAAUCACAACUUUGAAGAAUCGCACCAAUGCACUUCAGCAACCUGAAGCUCGAUGUGCACGAGCUGAACAUACACAUUCAUUGUCCACUGUCUUUCGAUGCAGGCAGGAUGAGCACCAAAGAGGAGCCUGAGCUCGAGAGUCAGAUCGCCACUAUCCAGCAUGCAGGGACGCACAUCGCGCGGGCGACGCGCUCGGCCAGCAUCGCCCUGUCCUCCACGGGCUCGUGGAGAGACUCGUCGCGCAGCUGGGGCUGGCUGCUCUCCGGCGCCGUGCUCGUCAACGUGCUCGUGCUCGGGUGCGCCCUCGUCAGCGCCAGCGUGUUUAACGAGAAGCACAUAACCACCGUGCACCUGCAGGUCUACCUCGUGGUGCUGAUCGUCUUCACCACCGCCUGGAUGGUCUUCUAUAAAGCGUACACGUGCCGCGAGGAAGAGGCCGUGCUCUACAAAGACACGCACGCAGGACCCGUGUGGCUCAGAGGUGGCUUGGUGCUGUUUGGUAUCUGCAGCUUAAUCAUGGACGUUUUUAAGAUCGCCUUUUACGUGGGUCACAUUCACUGUGACUCACCUGUGAAAAUCGUCUUCCCCACUGUGCAAGCCAUGUUUAUUCUGGUGCAGACAUACUUUCUCUGGCUCCACGCCAAGGACUGUGUCCAAGCACAGAGGAACGUAACUCGCUCUGGGCUGAUGCUCACCUUGGCCACAAACCUGAUGCUAUGGAUGUCAGCAGUGACAGAUGAAUCUCUCCAUCAAACAGUGUAUCCCAAUGAUACCCUUGGCCUCAGGGGUCUCUCAAUUAGAGCUAGUUCUCCUGACGAUGGUUGUGUAUGCAGCAUCACGGCAUGCAGCAUCUUCGAAGAAGCCUACUAUUACCUCUAUCCAUUCAACAUAGAGUACAGCCUGUUUGCCUCGGCCAUGACUUAUGUAAUGUGGAAAAAUGUGGGCAGGCUAGUGGAUGACCACGGGCAUCAAGAGCACCGCUUCCGCAUGCGUGAUGUACUAAUAGGCCCAGCCUGUGGCCUGCUGGUGUUGGUGGCUGGCUUGACCAUUUUUGUGGUAUAUGAGGUUGAUGUAUCAUCUGAAGACAAAGAUAAGAAAGAGAUGGCUCUCAUCUUGUACUAUGCUGCCAACACAACCACAGUGGUCCUGAUGACUGUGGCAGCAGGAAUUGGUUGCGCUAUGUACCGGCUGGAGCAGCGUGAGCAUGCAGUUGGCAAGAACCCAACACGCAGCCUAGACGUAGGGCUGUUAGUGGGUGCAUCUGUAGGCCAGCUCACUGUCUCAUACUUCACAGUUGUGGCCGUAUUAGCGAUUGGUGUGGGAGGCCUGGUCAAUGCACUCAACCUGACCUGGAGUGUACUCACUGUAGUCGAGCUUUGUGUACAGAACGUGUUCAUCAUUGAAGGUUUGCGGCGAGAACCACACCAGGACACACGCCGUGCCAGCAUCUUCUCCAAUCUGCUUGCUUUGCAAGCGCAUGAUGAGAGCAGGCGGUCCAGCAACGUGCUCACGCCUCGUGGCUCGAUCGCCAUCUCGGUCCACAAGCCCCUGCCCUGGAAGAGAAAACUUCUCAAGGAGGUCUCAUUGUUCCUGCUGCUUUCAAACAUUAUUCUUUGGAUCAUGCCUGCCUUCGGCGCACGGCCACAGUUUGACAACCCACUUGGAGAGCAGUUCUACCAGUUUAGCAUGUGGGUGGCUGUGAUUAAUGUUGGACUGCCUUUCGGGAUCUUUUACCGGAUGCACUCAGUUGCCAGUCUUUUUGAGGUCUACCUAACCUCCUGAAUCUACAGCCUUAGACAAUCAAGCUUAUAUAUUAUGAAACAUUUUUUUGUAAACAACAAUAUAUUUUUUAUACUUUUUUUGUUUUUUUAUGUUUACUUAAAAACUGAUUGAAUAGCUUGUAUUUCUAUUUCUAUAUAAAGGAUUUCUGUAUCUUACCUGUAAUUGUAGUUUAUAUGCAGAAGGGUAAUAAAUGACAGUCUCUUGGUAA
Messenger RNA from Silurus meridionalis, 2015 nucleotides. It is a transcript of the gene otop2, whose product is annotated as otopetrin 2. Gene Ontology annotation, cellular component: membrane. The transcript has 6 exons. Bases 53 to 1807 code for a protein of 584 amino acids. Gene Ontology annotation, biological process: proton transmembrane transport. Gene Ontology annotation, molecular function: proton channel activity. NCBI's taxonomy places the organism in Eukaryota, Metazoa, Chordata, Actinopteri, Siluriformes, Siluridae. The record is from RefSeq and is a predicted model, not a curated record.